GGCCUCCAGGUUUCCGCUUCCGCUCUUCCCCCGUCCAGUCCACCCUGGCGGGGUCGCGGGGUCGGGAUGGCGGCUGGAGGCGAUUAUGGUUCCCCCGACAGCUACCGCUCACCUCUUGCCUCCCGCUAUGCCAGCCCAGAGAUGUGCUUCGUGUUUAGCGACAGGUAUAAAUUCCAGACAUGGCGGCAGCUGUGGCUGUGGCUGGCGGAGGCCGAGCAGACAUUGGGUUUGCCUAUCACUGAUGAACAAAUCCAGGAGAUGAAAUCAAACCUGGACAACAUCGACUUCAAGAUGGCAGCUGAGGAAGAGAAACGAUUACGACAUGAUGUGAUGGCUCACGUGCACACAUUUGGCCACUGCUGUCCAAAAGCUGCAGGCAUUAUUCACCUUGGUGCCACUUCUUGCUAUGUUGGAGACAAUACUGACUUGAUUAUUCUUAGAAAUGCACUUGACCUGCUUUUGCCAAAGCUUGCCAGAGUGAUCUCUCGGCUUGCCGACUUUGCUAAGGAACGAGCCAGUCUACCCACAUUAGGUUUCACACAUUUCCAGCCUGCACAGCUGACCACAGUUGGGAAACGUUGCUGUCUUUGGAUUCAGGAUCUUUGCAUGGAUCUCCAGAACUUGAAGCGUGUCCGAGAUGACCUGCGCUUCCGGGGAGUAAAGGGCACCACUGGGACUCAGGCCAGUUUCCUGCAGCUCUUUGAGGGAGAUGACCAUAAGGUAGAGCAGCUUGACAAGAUGGUGACAGAAAAGGCAGGAUUUAAGAGAGCUUUCAUCAUCACAGGGCAGACAUAUACACGAAAAGUGGAUAUUGAAGUACUGUCUGUGCUGGCUAGCUUGGGGGCAUCGGUGCACAAGAUUUGCACCGACAUACGCCUCCUGGCAAACCUCAAGGAGAUGGAGGAACCCUUUGAAAAACAGCAGAUUGGCUCAAGUGCGAUGCCAUAUAAGCGGAAUCCCAUGCGUUCAGAACGUUGCUGCAGUCUUGCCCGCCACCUGAUGACCCUUGUCAUGGACCCUCUACAGACAGCAUCUGUCCAGUGGUUUGAACGCACACUGGAUGAUAGUGCCAACCGACGAAUCUGUUUGGCCGAGGCAUUUCUUACCGCAGAUACUAUAUUGAAUACUCUGCAGAACAUUUCUGAAGGAUUGGUCGUGUACCCCAAAGUAAUUGAACGGCGCAUUCGGCAAGAGCUGCCUUUCAUGGCCACAGAGAACAUCAUCAUGGCCAUGGUCAAAGCUGGAGGUAGCCGCCAGGAUUGCCAUGAGAAAAUCAGAGUGCUUUCUCAGCAGGCAGCUUCUGUGGUUAAGCAGGAAGGGGGUGACAAUGACCUCAUAGAGCGUAUCCAGGCUGAUGCCUACUUCAGUCCCAUUCACUCCCAAUUGGAUCGUUUACUGGAUCCUUCUUCUUUCACUGGUCGUGCCUGCCAGCAGGUGCAGAGAUUCUUAGAAGAGGAGGUGUAUCCCCUGUUAAAACCAUAUGAAAGUGUGAUGAAGGUGAAAGCAGAAUUAUGUCUGUAGAGUUGGAAGAGAAUUAAACGAAAAUCAUUGUUAAUUGCUGAGGCAUGAAAAUUGUGUUACUGUAAUGCCUUAUUUUACCUCGAGAAUUGUUACCUUAAAUUAAUACAGCACUUUCUUCUUCCCAUGGUGCUUUCCCGUUUCUCAAAGUCUCACAUUUCUCAACAAUGCAAAAACAAAGAGCGUUGAAGUUUACUCUGCUCUUGCAUAAUAAAUGUAGUUCAUACUUGA
Messenger RNA from Nomascus leucogenys (northern white-cheeked gibbon), 1749 nucleotides. RefSeq names its product adenylosuccinate lyase (gene ADSL). The record is from RefSeq and is a predicted model, not a curated record. Gene Ontology annotation, cellular component: cytosol. Gene Ontology annotation, molecular function: N6-(1,2-dicarboxyethyl)AMP AMP-lyase (fumarate-forming) activity; (S)-2-(5-amino-1-(5-phospho-D-ribosyl)imidazole-4-carboxamido) succinate lyase (fumarate-forming) activity. NCBI's taxonomy places the organism in Eukaryota, Metazoa, Chordata, Mammalia, Primates, Hylobatidae. Gene Ontology annotation, biological process: 'de novo' AMP biosynthetic process.